ACUUAAUUGGCUCAAAGAAAAAGGCAAAAUAGCCCAGCAUAGAUGGAUAUAUAGGUCAUGUACUAAAUAAUCCCCACUUCCACCAGCUAGCUAGUUGCUCUAGAGCAAAGCACCAAGGAAGAAGAUCCAUCUCUCCAAUUGAUUCGUUCUAGGUGCAGCUCGAACCAGCAAACCAUGCAACCCAUGGAGGGGGUUCUGGUUGCUUUGGCAUCCUACGGCGCCACCAUGCUCGCGCAGAUGGCCAAAGAUAAGGUGGCCAUGCUGACCAGGGUCUCCGGCGAGAUCGACGACAUUGGCGUCAAGCUCAGGGACCUCAAAAACUUCCUUGCCGAUGCUAAUAGGAGGAACAUCACUGACGAGAGCAUGCGGCGGUGGGUGGAGGAACUGAAGCGUGCCAUGUACGACGAUGCCAUUGACAUCCUCGAUCGAUGUCGGCUCAAGGUCACAGAGUAGGAUCCAUCCAAAGGCAUGCUCCUCUGCACGAGGAAUCCCCUCGACACAUCACCAAAUUUAUAGGAAGUGAAUCGCUCUUUGUUAGGCGAUGUAAUAAUGUAGGGACUUCGUAAUGUGGAUCCUAUUCGUGCAGCGCGCAAGUGUAACUAACUUGGAAGUGCGAACUCGAAAAAAUAACUCCUCCCUCUAUUUAUGUAAGGAAUAAAAACCGUGAUGCAGAAAUAUACAUACAAUUUAGUAUU
Molecule: messenger RNA, 695 nt
Organism: Triticum aestivum (bread wheat)
Lineage: Eukaryota; Viridiplantae; Streptophyta; Magnoliopsida; Poales; Poaceae
Exons: 2
Coding region: 175-453 (92 amino acids)
Source: RefSeq, a predicted model, not a curated record